Molecule: messenger RNA, 513 nt
Organism: Tetrahymena thermophila SB210
Lineage: Eukaryota; Ciliophora; Oligohymenophorea; Hymenostomatida; Tetrahymenidae
Product: 40S ribosomal protein S20
Exons: 1
Biological process (GO): translation
Cellular component (GO): ribosome; cytosolic small ribosomal subunit
Molecular function (GO): structural constituent of ribosome
Source: RefSeq, a predicted model, not a curated record
AUGAAGACAGAAAAAGAAGAAAAGAUAAUGAAAUUAACAAAAGGUAAAUUAAGCUAAAAAAGAAAAGAAAAAAUAGGCAGAAGCUAAAUUAAAAAAGAAAAAGAAAAAAUUAAAUUAAUAAAAGACAAAAUCUAAAAAAUUAAUAUAAAGAUGGACGCUACUAAGGAAACCAAGAAGGGAGAAGAAGAAGUUAAGAAGGUUAGAGUUAGAAUCACCUUGACUUGCAAGAACUUAAAGUCUGUUGAAAAGGCCACCUCUGAAAUCGUCUCCAGAGCCAAGAAGACUGAAUAAGUCGAAGUUAAGGGACCCGUCAGAAUGCCCACUAAGACUCUCGUCAUCACCGUCAGAAAGUCUCCUUGUGGUGAAGGUUCUAAGACCUGGGACAGAUUCGAAAUGAGAAUCUACAAGAGAAUUAUUGAUCUUACUUGCAACGUUCCUGAUGUUAAGACCAUCACCAACUUCAGAAUCGACCCCGGUGUUGAAAUCGAACUUACCAUGACUGCCGACUAAUGA